CAUCGUUCAUCCGUACUCCACACAGCAGCAAUAAUAACACUUCCAAGACCCAAUCACUUUCUCGCUGUAUGAACUAGGUAUUAGUUCUACCGAAAUACCGAGCCUCACUUAGGCGUCAUGGUAAUGAUCGUCGGCGGAAAGUUUCUUCCUACCCCGUGGAGUGGAGGAUGCAUGGAUAAAGGUAACGUGAUGGGAAGUAUCCCGCAGUCAAUCAUUCCUGGUUUAUAAUUGAUCUGAAGGUUCAUUUUCAAGCAAGAGACUUUCGAACACUCAUAUCUCCUCAAUUGUCAAUCCAAGUCUUGGAGAUUUCUGAAUAGGCUGAAUAUGUGUGGUGCACCAUCACGAUGAAAACACCAAGUCUCCUCACCCUCGCUCUAUGCGUGAGACUCAUAGCAGCCUCCAUCGACCGCCAAGUAAUUGUCUCUCAAUUCAACCCAACUCGAUAUGCGAGCUCAAACUCGACGCCCAUGCAAGUAGGUAAUGGCAAUUUCGCAUUCGGCACCGAUGUCACUGGUCUCCAAACUUUCUUGCCGUUUGGAACAUUGUCUUCUUGGGGAUGGCAUAAUUUCUCUCUGCCGACGGAUGCGAAUCAGACUGUACCCGAGGACUUUACGGGGUUGGAUUGGUGGACUCAUGGACGGUUGGUCAAUUAUGAUCAACCGAAUCCUGCUGAGCCUGUGAUAUCGAAUUGGCUUAUUCAGAAUCCUCAGAGGCUUAACUUGGGACAAGUGGGGUUUUGGUUUGAGCCUAGUCUGAAUGUUACAGAAGAGAGCUUGGUUGGGAAGGUUCAGACAUUGGAUCUUUAUUCUGGGAUUAUCACUUCGAAAUUUGAGUUUUUGGGGAAAAAUCUUCAGGUUAAGACUGCUGUGGAUCCGGAUUCCGAUACUGUGUCGAUUCAGGUUGAGUCUGAGCUUCUGGAAUCUGGAGAACUAGGAAUCUUUUUUGACUAUCCUUACUCCGAUGUCAAUAAGUUCGAUGCUCCAUUUGUUGGAGUCUGGAAUGCGACUUCGAUGCAUACGACGUCUCUCCAGCAGAGUGAGGGCCAGGCACAAAUCACACAUGAGAUUGACGCCACCACUUACUACACCUCCAUAAAAUGGGACGUCGAAGCUUCCAUCACCGGACCAGAAAAUGGCACGCACCGAUACACCCUCCUUCUGACCUCAAACUGUGGCAACACCCUCGACCUAAGCGUCAACUUCUCUCCCUCCCUCACCAAAGACGUCCCUACCGCAGACACAACAUCCCUCACCUCCCAAUCCUGGUGGCAGCAGUACUGGGAAACCGGCGCGUUCAUAGACCUAACAUCCACCCCCUCCACAAACGCCACUGAGCUCCAGCGCCGCAUAAUCCUCUCUCAAUAUCUAUUAGCCGUAAAUUCCGCCGGCCACGACUCGCCCCAAGAAUCUGGCUUGGUGAGCAACGGCUGGUAUGGAAAAUUCCAUCUCGAGAUGCCUGUCUGGCAUUUAGGGCAUUGGGCACGCUGGGGCAAAUGGUCGUUGUUGGAAAGAGCUAUACCUGGGAUGUAUGAAAGAUUCUUACCAACUUCGAUACAGAGGGCCCAAGAACAGGGAUAUGAGGGCGCGAGAUGGGGCAAGAUGAGUGAUCCGACGGGACGGUCGGCGCCGGGGGAGAUCAAUUCGUUGUUGAUUUGGCAGCAGCCUCAUGUGAUGUAUUUCGCGGAGAUGGAGUAUAGGGACUUUCCUGGUGAAGAGACUUUGAAGAAAUGGGACGAGUUGUUGACGUGGACGGCGGAGUUUAUGGUUUCGUUUGCUUGGUGGAAUACAAGUACUGGAGUCUAUGAUCUAGGACCACCAAUGUACCCGGUUUCAGAAAACACCAAUCCAAACGCAACCAUAAACCCGACUUUCGAACUCGCAUACUGGCGUUUCGGCCUCUCGAUCGCUUCUUCGUGGAAAAGUAGACAGAAUCUCUCGAUCCCAGCGAAAUGGACACACGUCCUCAACAACCUCGCUCCGUUACCCAUCGAAAAUGGCACAUAUAUAAUCUAUGAAGGAAUUCCGAAUAUGUGGAUUGACAACACAACAUACUACGACCACCCCGCCAUGACAGGGAUCUACGGCUUGCUCCCUCCCCUCUCGAUCCCGUCUUUCAAUCUGACGAUUAUGUCGAACACUGCGUCUAAGAUUGCCUCGAUCUGGGAUUUCUCGCAGCUGUUUGGGUGGGAUUUCCCGAUGUUGGCGAUGAAUGCAGCGAAGUUGGGGGAGCCGGACAAGGCAGUGGGCUAUUUACUGGAUCCUAAUUUUGUGUUUGAUGGUGUGGGGAUGCCGGUGGGAGGGCCGAGAGUGGCGACGCCGUAUAUGCCGGGCAGUGGCAGUUUGUUGCUGGCUGUUGCUAUGAUGGCUGGUGGAUGGGAUGGUAUGAGUGAAGGUGUGAGUGCGUGGCCGGAAGGGUGGGUGGUGAGAAGUGAAGGAUUCGCGAGAGCGAUGUAGUGAGG
Mollisia scopiformis is the source of this 2458-nucleotide messenger RNA. RefSeq lists its product as uncharacterized. Gene Ontology annotation, biological process: carbohydrate metabolic process. Lineage: Eukaryota; Fungi; Ascomycota; Leotiomycetes; Helotiales; Mollisiaceae. Bases 345 to 2453 code for a protein of 702 amino acids. The record is from RefSeq and is a predicted model, not a curated record. The transcript is spliced from 3 exons.